CUUGACUGUUACUAAAAUUUUGUUCCAUGGCUAGUAGCCUAACCAUACCAAUAUGAGUAUAUAGAAUUUGUCCUCACCAAAUGACCAAAACAAAAUUUACUAAAAUCAAAAGUACAAUGGGAUUACGUACAUAAGAAUUAAUAGGCAAUGUUAACACCCCCCCCCCCCAAAAGAUAUAUAUUAGUCUAAUAUCUUCUUUCUCUAGAAGUCUACAAGAAGAAUCUUAGCAAUUAAAUUUGCCAAUCAUAAAGUACUAGUCAUUUUCAUUGGACCAUCUUUGUUAACCAAAACUUAACAAUCUUCAAAUUUUGCAAGCAAUUGUCUUCCUAUAUAUUCCUUGAAUCCCUUUCCCCAAAACAUGAUAUUCUCAGUUUAGCACAGCCAACAGAUAGAAAAGCUCUCUUUACUAGUGAGUGCUUAUUGAAGGAUUGUGUCAUUUGAACAAUUUUAGCAAUGGAGAAUGGUAAGAGCAACACAUUUGAGCUCACCGUCAAGCAGGGACAACCGACUUUGAUCCCUCCAGCUGAAGAAACACAGAAGGGCCUGUAUUUCCUCUCAAAUCUUGAUCAGAACAUUGCGGUGAUUGUUCGUACAAUUUACUGCUUUAAAUCAGGGGAAAAGGGCAAUGAGGAAGCUGUAAGGAUGAUCAAGGAUGCUUUAUCAAAGGUUCUUGUUCAGUACCACCCUCUUGCAGGGCGUUUAACCAUUAGUCCUGAGGGAAAGCUGAUAGUGGAUUGUACCGGAGAAGGGGCUGUCUUUGUUGAGGCUGAAGCAGAUUGCACCAUUGAAGACAUCGGCGACAACACAAAGCCUGAUCCUGUUACUCUCGGAAAGCUGGUUUAUGAUGUUCCAGGGGCGAAAAACGUACUGGAGAUUCCUCCUUUGGCUGCUCAGGUGACUAAGUUCAAGUGUGGAGGAUUUGUUCUUGGGCUGUGCAUGAACCACUGCAUGUUUGAUGGGAUUGGUGCAAUGGAAUUUGUCAACUCCUGGGGUGAAGUUGCCAGAGGACUGCCUUUAAAAGUGCCUCCAUUUAUGGACAGAACCAUACUCAAAGCCCGAAAUCCUCCCAAGAUAGAAUUUCCCCAUCAUGAAUUCGCUGAAAUUGAUGACACAUCAAAUACUGCUGAACUAUACAAGGAGGAAAUGCACUACAGGUCAUUCUGUUUUGACCCAGAAAAACUCGAAAAGCUCAAAAGGAAAGCUUUGGAAGAUGGAGCUCUGGCCAAAUGCACCACAUUUGAAGCCCUGUCAGCAUUCAUAUGGCGAUCUCGUAGCCAGGCCCUGAAGAUGAAGCCUGAUCAAAAGACAAAACUUCUCUUUGCAGUUGAUGGAAGAUCAAGAUUUGAUCCCCCAAUUCCAGAAGGCUACUUUGGCAAUGGAAUUGUGCUUACAAAUUCAUUUUGCAGCGCGGGUGAGCUAGUCGGGAAUCCACUUUCAUUUGCAGUGAAGCUAGUCCAAGAAUCAGUCCAAAUUGUCACAGACAGUUAUAUGAGAUCUGCUAUAGACUACUUCGAAGCAACUAGAGUAAGGCCUUCUUUGACUGCAACGCUUCUCAUCACAACCUGGUCUAGGCUAUCUUUCCAUACUACUGAUUUUGGAUGGGGGGAACCUGUUUUAUCAGGGCCUGUAGCCCUUCCAGAGAAGGAAGUAAGCCUGUUUCUGUCUCAUGGAAGAGAAAGGAAAAGCAUCAAUGUGCUUCUGGGGUUGCCAGCUGCUGCAAUGAAAACGUUUGAAGAGCUCAUGCAGAUCUAAAGCUCAGAGCCUUUUGUUACUGAAUCUUUCAUCCUGCAUUUUAUUCUACCUAUUGUCAUUAUUUAUGUUCUGUAUUUGUUUCCACAACACUUACAUUUCCUGAUCCAGGAAUGUAUUCCAAGCUAUGUUUCUGGCUAAAAAAGAUUAUGUAAGAUUGUCGUUCC
Molecule: messenger RNA, 1916 nt
Organism: Coffea arabica (coffee)
Lineage: Eukaryota; Viridiplantae; Streptophyta; Magnoliopsida; Gentianales; Rubiaceae
Product: omega-hydroxypalmitate O-feruloyl transferase-like
Molecular function (GO): acyltransferase activity, transferring groups other than amino-acyl groups
Source: RefSeq, a predicted model, not a curated record